Molecule: messenger RNA, 1640 nt
Organism: Protomyces lactucae-debilis
Lineage: Eukaryota; Fungi; Ascomycota; Taphrinomycetes; Taphrinales; Protomycetaceae
Product: Bestrophin/UPF0187
Exons: 5
Coding region: 425-1444 (339 amino acids)
Molecular function (GO): chloride channel activity
Source: RefSeq, a predicted model, not a curated record
AAUUUUGCUCUCAAGGCCACCUUCGCGCGCCAAACUGCCAUUAGGCUGACGAGCUGCUGGGUCGGUACUCGCAUUCGAUGCAGCCUUCAUGUCAUCGCGUGCAGCAGACUGGUCGUUCUUGCCUGACUUUUGCCAGUCUUGUGAUCCUGUCACAUUGCCGAUUGUUUCCUGGGAUAUCAGCAAAUGAGUUAUUGAGCCGUAAAUGAUCUACCUCUGCGGCCCCUUUCGCAUAGUUGAGGUGUGCUGCAACGAGUCCUGGCUUUUGAUCAGACAUAGUAUGGUUGUUACUGAGUAGAGCCUGUCCUGUAUCGCCUCUUAUAAGACCUCGACAUGUUCGUGAUGUCAUGCCUGUUCGUGGCAUCUGAAUCUGCUCCCCACUUCAACCCAACACGACGCGACAAAGCGAUUGAAGCGAGCAGGCCUCAUGCUGGAUCAUAGACAUGAGCCCAUCAGGAAGUAUCCCUACGUAUUCCGUAUCUCAGGCUCUGUCCUUCCCCAAAUCUGGGCACAAAUUGUAUCCAUCGGCAUCUUCGCCACUGGUGUCGUGGCAAUAAGCGAGCUGACGCGGUACUCCCUUGAGAUAAACCCUGUCCUCAUCUCGACGCUUGGGUUCAUUGUCAGUUUGUCUCUUUCAUUUCGUACACAGUCAAGCUAUGCGCGAUGGUGGGAAGCACGGAUUGCCUGGGAUAGGCUGACUUCGAAUGCACGCAACCUCUCCCGCGUCAUUUGGAUCUCUGGGCCCGAAAGAACAGGGCAAUACGCAGCGCGUGAUAUAUUGCUCAAGAAGUCUGCCAUCAAUCUCAUUGGCAUCUUUGCCGUAAGUCUCAAGAACCAUCUGCGUAAUCAGCGUGGACAUACGGCACCUGACUUGAUUCAUUUGAUUCCACACUUGGAUACAUAUUCCAGGCGUCCGAAGGAUGGCAAAAGGGAGGAGGCAGAGUUGCGCUCGACCUGGUUCCUUCACAAUGAAGAUGAGACCCUGGGGGACGACUGGUGUCAAGCGACACUGUCUGCUGGAGUCUUGCCAACAGAGAUUACUUACCAUUUACAGUCUUACAUGGAGUAUGUCCGGUCUGCGAAUCCGUCGCUGCAAAACUAUUAUGCACAGAAUAUGACGAUCCUGUUGCACGAGAUGAAUCAGCUUACGAGCAAUUGCGAACGUAUACAAAGCACAAUCUUUCCCGUGGCAUACAAUAUUGUCAUCUCUCAGAUCCUAUGGAUAUUCGUCAUUGGACUGCCAUUUCAGCUAUGCUCUGUCCUGUCUUGGGCAACCAUUCCCCUAUGCAUGGUCACGAGCUCGUUUCUCUUCUCACUCUACUACAUUGGCUCUGAAAUUGAGGAUCCUUUUGGUUUCGACUCGAAUGACCUUGACGUGAGUAAUCCAUCGUUCGAGCCACAACUGACAUCUCCAGCUGGAACGAUACUGCAGGCUGAUUCGCCUUGAGCUAGAUGUUCUCACCUCUAUCCCACCAGCAAAAGUCGAUACUUGGGCCAUCGACAAUCGUUCCAAUAAGCCACUCUUUGGGCUGAGCGAUAAGUCCCUUGCUGAACUCGAGCAACUCCCAGUCAAGGAAAUUCGAUCCAUGUUGGCCAAGAAGGUCAAUCAGACUGCAGCAAGAGUCAUUGAGGGUGAAGCACAG